Molecule: messenger RNA, 363 nt
Organism: Saprolegnia parasitica CBS 223.65
Lineage: Eukaryota; Oomycota; Saprolegniomycetes; Saprolegniales; Saprolegniaceae
Exons: 2
Coding region: 1-363 (120 amino acids)
Source: RefSeq, a predicted model, not a curated record
AUGCGCUGGACGUCGUUGGUGCUGAUCCUCCUUGCGGUCGUCGAGCGCGCGCUCGGUGGCUGCGCGUACGCAGACUUGCAGUUGCCGGCAAAUGCGUUCAUUUUGGUUGCCGAUGCUUCGUGCACCAGCACGCUGCCUGUCUGCGCCGUUCGACCCAACUGCAAGGUCUUCGACUCGUUCACGUCUGACGGCGACAGCUACUACGUGCAUUUUGACGCGAUCGGCGACCUCAGCGGCUACACGCAACCCAACCUCUCGGUCGCCAACUCGUCGUUUCUCACGCUUGCCAAGAUCAAGGUGCCACCGACGCUCACGAGCCUGUACGUUCCGGUAUCGGAUUAUUCUUGCACCCGUCUCACGUGA